Messenger RNA from Caenorhabditis remanei, 4659 nucleotides. RefSeq lists its product as uncharacterized. Gene Ontology annotation, molecular function: ATP hydrolysis activity; ATP binding; ABC-type transporter activity. Gene Ontology annotation, biological process: transmembrane transport. Gene Ontology annotation, cellular component: membrane. NCBI's taxonomy places the organism in Eukaryota, Metazoa, Nematoda, Chromadorea, Rhabditida, Rhabditidae. The record is from RefSeq and is a predicted model, not a curated record. Bases 1 to 4659 code for a protein of 1552 amino acids. The transcript has 9 exons.
AUGGAGCAUGAAAUACGAGAAUUUCUGGAAGGGAUCGACGCAUUUUGCGGUGAACAGUAUUGGGAUCCAACGGUCUUCGAUGCGUCAAAUGUACCGAUUCUCAGCCGAUGCUAUCAGCAUACGACACUUGUUUGGUUUCCGACUAUCAUUCUGUUCUUGCUCUCCCCAUUUCUGACUGCUCAAAUCUUCUACCGUCGCCUCAACCCAAUCCCAUGGACGAAUCGACUUCAGAUGAAAGUCGGAAUCUCGACCAUUUUGAUUGCUGAUUCUUUAUCAAUGCUUGCUGUUCCGAUUUACCAAACGAUAUUCCACAAACCACCGUACCUCGUUGAUUUCUUCUAUCCGAUCACAUUAUGUCUGGCAAUGACUGUUCUUACGACUUUCAUUGUGUCCUUUCGCAACUAUGGAAUUCGGACAUCUGGUGGAAUUUUUAUCGGUUGGCUUGUGUUUACGCUUUCUGCUGUUCCGGAACUUCUUUAUUGGAUUCAGAAGACUUCAAACUCAACAGAAGAGUGGGAGUGGUUUGAUUAUCCAAGAUGUGUAGCCUUUUCUAUUUGGUUCGUCUGCUGCUGUAUAGAAACGUAUCUUCAUUGUUAUGCUGAUGUUUUCACGAAUGGCUACAAAGAAUUGAAUGCUCCACGAAAUCCUAGUCCUGAAACUACUUCCUCGUUUCUCAACCGAAUAACAAUGUGGUGGUUUGGUGCCCUGUGCCGGCUGGGAGUGAAGAAACCGUUGGAGAUUUCUGAUUUGUAUUCACUCAAUGACGAUGACACUUCCGGCUCGUUGGUACCAAAGUGGCUUUAUUUGUGGAACAGACAAAGCAGAAGGAUAGCAUCGUCACAUGGGAAAUUUUCAGAUGAUAGCAAACCAUUGCUUAACGAUGCAGAAGAGUACGAAUCAUUCCCUACAAAUCAACAUCAACUCCGCAUACCAUCAAUCAUCUGGACCCUUUUUCUGAUGUUUAAGUGGGAUGUCAGCAUGGCGAUGUUCGUCAAGUUCCUUUCGGAUAUUUUGCUCUUCUGUAACCCAAUGCUUCUGAAAACUUUAAUUCGCUUCACUGAACAGCUGGAUCGUCCCAUGUGGCAAGGAGUUGUUUUGGCAUUCGCCAUGUUUUUCUCGGCUGAACUGUCUUCAAUCCUCUUAUCUCACUACUACUACCUCAUGUUCAGAGUUGGAACUAGAGUUCAAACCUGUCUAACAGCAGCAGUCUACCGAAAAACACUUCGAUUAUCAAACGCUGCUCGUCGAGAGAAAACUGUUGGAGAAAUUGUCAACCUUAUGGCUAUUGAUGUGGAUCGUUUCCAGCAAAUCACACCUCAAAUCAUGCAAUAUUGGUCCAAUCCCCUUCAAAUUGGGCUGGCUCUUUUCUUCUUGUUUCAGCAACUUGGAGUGUCCGUAUUCAGUGGUGUCGCAGUUAUGGUUCUUCUGUUUCCUAUCAACUUUGCAAUCACCAUGGUCAUCCGAAAAUGGCAAAUAGCACAGAUGUACUACAAAGAUGAGCGUACCAAGAUGGUGAACGAGGUUCUAAAUGGAAUCAAAGUCAUAAAAUUGUACGCGUGGGAACCGCCAAUGGAAAAAGUCAUCGAAGAUUUGAGAGAAAAGGAAUUGGGUUUCAUCAAGAAAGCAGCUUUCUUAAGAACGUUCUCUGACAUGCUGAACUGCGCAUCACCAUUUCUUGUCGCCGUAUCCACUUUUGCGACUUUCAUUUACAUUGACCCAAAGAAUAUAUUGACUCCGGAAAUCGCAUUUGUUUCUCUGACACUCUUCAAUCAACUGCGCUCACCAAUGUCACAAGUCGCUGAACUCAUCACUCAAACCGUACAAGUAAUUGUGUCAAACAAAAGACUGAAAGAGUUCCUAAUGUCUGAAGAACUUAACGACGAGGCGAUUGAUCAUAGAGGACGGGACAACGAUGACGUCAUAAAUGUUAAGAAUGCUACACUUUCAUGGGAGUCCACAGACAAUGAACCAGUUCCAAGCCUUCAUAAUAUCAGCUUCUCUGUUAAUCGAGGACAAUUAGUAACUAUCGUGGGACGUGUUGGUGCUGGAAAGAGUUCAAUGCUUCAAGCGUUGAUGGGUGAAAUGGAAAAACUGAGUGGAUCUAUUGCAAUGCAUGGUCGCCUAUGCUAUGUACCACAACAACCAUGGAUUCAGAACAACACCGUCCGGCAAAAUAUUACAUUCGGAAAGCAGUUCAAUGAGUACUUCUAUACUCGUGUUUUGGAUGCAUGUGCACUUCAAGUUGAUCUCCUCAUUCUUCCACAUGGAGACAACACGGAAAUUGGAGAAAAAGGAAUCAACUUGUCCGGUGGUCAAAAAGCGCGCAUCUCACUGGCUCGUGCUGUUUAUCAAAAUCAUGAUAUCUACUUGCUGGAUGAUCCUAUGAGUGCAGUCGAUGCUCACGUUGGAAGUCAGCUUUUCAGUUCGGUUAUUGGACCUGAUGGUAUACUCCGCAACAAAACACGAAUUUUAGUCACAAAUGAGUUGUCCUAUUUGGAGAAAUCCGAUCGGAUAAUUGUUAUGAAUGGCGGCAAGAUUGAGUAUGAAGGAAAGUAUCGUGACCUUAUGCAACAAGGUGCUUUCGAACAAUUAGUCAUGGAAUGUGCGAAGGAAGAGAAAGAGAGGCGGGCAACCGAACGAUCACAAGAUGAUGAAGACAACUGCUCGGAACCGAGAGGACACGGCGAAUCUGACUUCGAAUAUGAAGAUGAUGUGAUGGGUUCUCCUAUUCUUGAUCAUGUACUGGGUGUCAGUCAUAUGUCAACAGUAUCGGGAAUCAUCAAUCGACGUCAUUUGAGCACCUCCUUCUCAAAACAACAUCACCGCCAUCUUUCCACCAAGUCUCGCACUCCAUCUGUCGCUUCCAACACAAUGAACACUCGUCAAUUAACAGGAACUGAGAGAGUCGAAACCGGAAGAGUCAAAAUGAGCACCUACUACAAAUACUUUGGAGCAAUGGGGAUGCCAAUUGCUAUUACUUUUGUAUUUGGAAUGACGAUCAGUACAGUAAUCUCGAUGGGGAGAAACUUAUGGCUUACCGACUGGUCAAACGACAACACUCGAUCGGAAAAAGAGUUGGGUGGUCAAACAAUUGGAGUUCGUCUUGCAGUGUACGCUGGUCUUGGAUUCUCUGAAAUCAUUUUGCUCUUCAUCGGAAUGUUGUCCUUACUUUAUGGAGGUGUCUCUGCAUCCAGAAACCUUCAUGCUCCUUUGAUGCGUAAUUUAUUCCGAGUUCCAAUGGCCUUUUUCGACACCACGCCGUUUGGCAGAAUAUUGAAUAGGAUUGGAAAAGACAUCGAAACCGUCGAUGUUCUUCUCCCGUUCAAUGUGCAAUUCUUUGCUCAAUGUCUACUUCAAGUCGUCUCAACACUGAUCAUUAUCAUGAUUUCGACACCAGUCUUCGGUAUCGUCAUUAUUCCAUUAUCAUUGAUGUAUCUGAUGGUUAUGCGGUAUUACAUUGCCACAUCUCGUCAACUGAAACGAUUGGAAUCGAUCACUAGAUCCCCCAUCUACAGUCAUUUGUCCGAGUCGAUUCAAGGAUCAGCAACAAUUCGUGCCUAUCAACUCACCGAUCGCUUCUGCAAGUUAUCCGAAGCUAAAGUUGACUCGCACGUUCAAUGCCGUUACCUUAACUACGUUGCAAACCGUUGGUUGUCCGUGCGAUUAGAGUUCAUCGGAAACUGUAUUGUACUUUUCUCUGCUCUAUUUGCUGCUCUCACUCGAUCAACAACAACUUCAGGCGUGAUUGGUCUUUCAGUCUCGUACGCUUUGAACAUCACCACUGUUCUCAACUUUGCCGUUCGUCAAAUUACAAAACUAGAGACGAAUAUUGUAUCUGUUGAACGUGUGAUGGAGUAUUCUGAAACUGAAACUGAAGCAGAAUGGAAAUCGGAAUCCGAAAAAGAACCUCCACAAAACUGGCCAUCCGAAGGUCGAAUUGUUUUAAACAACUAUUCCGCUCGCUACCGUGCUGGACUCAGCCUGGUUAUAAAGCAGCUCAACGUGGAAAUCAAACCUCACGAGAAAAUAGGAAUUGUUGGUCGUACGGGUGCCGGAAAGUCUUCAGUUACUCUCUCGCUAUUCCGAAUUGUUGAAGCUGCUGAGGGACAGAUUACUUUGGAUGGAAUCAACAUCGCUGACAUUGGACUUCAUGAUUUACGAUCUAAUCUGACAAUUAUUCCUCAAGACCCUGUCCUGUUUUCGGGAACUUUGCGUUUCAAUUUGGAUCCAUUCCAUCACUAUUCAGACAACCAGAUCUGGCGAAGUCUGGAACAAGCAAACCUCAAAGAUUUUGCUAUUGGUCACGAGGAGAAGCUAGAUUAUGUUAUCACUGAAGGAGGAGACAACAUCAGUGUUGGACAACGUCAACUAGUCUGUCUGGCUCGUGCUCUUCUCCGUAAAACACGAGUAUUGAUAUUGGACGAAGCAACUGCUGCUGUUGAUGUCUCCACCGAUGCGCUAAUUCAGAAAGCUAUUCGCGAAGAGUUCGCUAACUCUACUGUCCUCACCAUCGCUCAUCGUUUGAAUACUAUCAUGGAUUAUGAUCGAAUCAUUGUCUUGAAUGACGGCAGAGUCGGAGAGUUUGACAGUCCAGAAAAUCUGUUGGCCGAUCGAAACUCGGAGUUUUACUCAAUGGCAAGACAAGCUGGACUCAUCUAA